AUGACUGACCGUGGAAGGAAGGUCAUCAACGACGCCAUGGACAUCUCCGGUGGCUCCGGGAUCUGUAAGGGAAAGAACAACUUCUUAGCCAUUCCGUACCAGGGCAUGCCUAUAGCUAUUACUGUGGAGGGCAGCAAUGUGCUCACACGCUCACUCAUUAUCUUCGGACAG
Messenger RNA from Sphaeroforma arctica JP610, 171 nucleotides. RefSeq lists its product as hypothetical. Lineage: Eukaryota; Ichthyosporea; Ichthyophonida. The record is from RefSeq and is a predicted model, not a curated record. Gene Ontology annotation, molecular function: oxidoreductase activity, acting on the CH-CH group of donors. The annotation marks the transcript as partial. The transcript has a single exon.